Molecule: messenger RNA, 3497 nt
Organism: Mizuhopecten yessoensis (Yesso scallop)
Lineage: Eukaryota; Metazoa; Mollusca; Bivalvia; Pectinida; Pectinidae
Product: prostaglandin E2 receptor EP4 subtype-like
Exons: 3
Coding region: 340-1416 (358 amino acids)
Biological process (GO): adenylate cyclase-activating G protein-coupled receptor signaling pathway; positive regulation of cytosolic calcium ion concentration; inflammatory response
Cellular component (GO): plasma membrane
Molecular function (GO): prostaglandin F receptor activity
Source: RefSeq, a predicted model, not a curated record
GUUAACAGGAAAACCAGGCCUCGGCCUGUGUAUCUGGAAAAAUAUUCGUCAAUCAUGGACUUUAUAAAAUAUAAAUAUGAAACAGCUGACAGUGUUCUACAUGUAAUAAGCACUCACCACGCGAUUUCGUUUAUUAGGACAUGAGGAAAUGAUGGCUUUCCACAACAGUGGUGAAAUAAAGAUUAUUUGUUUGAAAUAAGGAAUUGUGAGGAAUCAAACAAGUGUCAAGUCUAAUAAAGGAAAACAAAAGAUACCAAAAACAAUUUGAUUAUUUUCGUAAACAUCACACAAACAUUGUAAGUGCAGAACAAGUAAUAUUACGACAACUAGGGAAACAAAAUGUCCGAGUCGUUUGUAAAUACCUCACCAAUGUAUUCAUCCAGUAUUAGUCUAUCAACGGAUAACCUGACCACGGAACCGUCCAAUUCCAACGCAACUGUUGAAAUACCUGUUUUUCAACCACGUCCAGUUUAUGUUUUCAUCAUAUGGUUUAUAUUCGGUUUCAUUGGAAACUGUACUGCCGUAGCUAUUCUUUUUCGAAACAGGAGAAAACACAAAUGGAGAAUAUUUUACAGACUGGUGUUCAUGUUAGCAGUGUCAGAUUUCACAGGUCAGCUCAUCACGAUUCCAAUCAUGUUCGCAACAUACUCAAACAGAGACAUUCUUGUGACUGGAGAAACACUCUGCAACUUUAUGUCAACAAUAAUAAUCAUGACGUCGCUGAUGUCCGUUCUACUGGUCUAUCUUAUGUCUAUAGAUCGCGUCAUAGCAAUCUGGUUCCCAAUUUUCUACAGAAACAGAAUCACAAUCCUACACAUGUGGAUAGCAGUAGCCCUCGUCAUUACAACAGCUCUCGUUGUAGGACUUCUACCGACCUUUCGAGUUAACACACACAAGUUACAAAAAGAAGGGACGUGGUGUUUCGUUGAUCUUCAACCAACAGAACCAGGAGAUCAGUUUUUCCUAUACCUUUGCGCGUCCAUUGGCAUGGUAGCGGUACUUUCAAUGUUCAUAAUGAACGUACUGGUGGUAUGUCGAUUGUGUCAUGUGUACAAAAGGAAGACGGGUCCUGGGAGUUGGAUUGCAACACCAAACUCUAAUACGGGAGUUAAAAACGUACAAAACAUCUGUUUCUUGAUUAUUAUCAUGGCAGUAUUUAUGUCGUCAUGGAUUCCAGUCAUUAUAAGGUUUUUUAUCAACGCCGUUAGAUUGUCCGUUAUUGAUUAUGAAAAGACAAAGCAUGCUGUAGCGAUCACCGUCACGCAUCAAGUCCUAAACCCGUGGAUAUACAUCAUCAUGCAGGAUUGUCUUUUCUCCCGUUGCCUGGAAUAUGGAAGGAAGCACAGCAAACGAGGAAGUAUCUUCCACCGGAUUUUGGGGGACUACGAAACUAAACACCAGGAAACUAGCUUGUAGAUGAUGCUCUCAUGUGUGACCUAGAUACAGAUGUGUAAAGCUCCUUCAGUUUGAUUGAGAUAAAUUCAACCAGUGAUACUUUCAUAUUUUUUGAAAUAGAAAUCAAAAUUAAUUCUGGAAUCGAAAUCGAUAUGAUCAUCUUCAGAUAAUUUACAUAGGUAUGGAUAAUACAUGUACGUUCAUACUUCUAUAAAUAUUAAAAUAAUAAAUUCAAUGCAUCAUUAAGCUGACAAUGUUUGUUAAAAAUACGAUGAAUCAGAUACUUGUACACCGAAAAUUUAUUUGUACUGAAUAUUUACAUAUACGCGUGCAAACAAAUACGGGACGAAUUAAGGUAUAGGGAGUGUCCGUAUAAUAUCGUUUGAAUUCGAAGAAACUUGUACGAUAUACAUAGACUAAGUCUAAGUUUGAAUUAAGCGGAACAUUUAAUUAUUUGCUCUCUGAUUGGAUGACCGGAUUCGGAUAAACAAAUAUUUGUCAUAUAGUACAAAAAGGCUGAGUUUAUAGUUGGGCAAAACCUGUGCAUAAUGAAAAUGCAAAUUGCGCUCUUAUGGUCAAAUAUCUCAGCUCAAUGACCUAUAAGAGAUAACCGAGUUAUUGACAUUGGCCAAUAUUAAAAUAAAGUACGCCAAUCAUUAAUGCGCAUUAGGAAAUUACUUUUUAAAAUGUUUAAGAUAAUUCUCUUAUAGGGAAAGGGGCAGUUUUUCCAAAUUUGUUUUCUUAUUCUGUCAAAUAUAAGGAAGCAUAUUCUAUACAAAUACAAGUGCUUUUAACGAAUUGAAUGAUAUAUGAUACAUAUUCCUUCAACUUAAAGGAUGACAUGCUAUUUAUAUUUCAAAUCAUAGAAAUGAUUCCAAUUAAAAGGAAAAUACAGUGAAUAUGUUCCUCAACAUUUUUUUCAUUUUAAUAUUUUUAGCAUUUCAAAAUUUGUCUUUUGUUUAAUACACGAAUGCAUCAGAAGUUUGAAAGUUUGGCAUGGAACGGGUGUAUAAUGUUCGGCAACUGUGCUACUCUUCAAAUAAGAAAAUAUUUGAAGGACAGUUGGAAUAUAAUAACGGUACCGACUCGUACCAGAGAGGUUUUGGUGGAGUCGUUUUAUUCACGAGAGAUUAACUCCUUGCUAUAACUAAUAUUAUGUAUACUGGCGAUACACACACAAAAUCCAAACUCAAAUGCGACACAAAGAGAUAGCGUUACAAAUGUCAUCGAUAUUCAGUGAAGAAUCGUCAUGAACUGUAAAUAUACCACGUGAUCUCAUCCUAACUGAAAUUCCACGCAGAUAACAAACAUGUUGGUGAUUGAGUUUAAAAAUGAAUAUAGGAGAGUCAUAGGGUUAAGGAAUCAAGUUAUUAUACUUAAAUCAUUUUCGUCUUGUUAUCAAGUAUGGAAAACGCAUUUCAUACACAGUUAACACAAACAUGAUAUCUUAUUAUAACCGUGAUAUAUCUAAAAUGAGCUUAACCAUAUGUAUUUUGCAUGUCUGCUACUGUUUAACAUAAACAAUACAAUAUAAACAUACCAAUUUUUUUCCCUGACGCAUAUAUACCAUAAUUGAAUACAUUUCGAUACCUAUAUUUUUUUUCUUACAGUUCAUGAAGUCGAUUAUUACAUUUUUUGUAAGUGAAAUACAAGGUUUUACAGUGGAAUUUUAUAAAAAAAAUCUACUGUGAAAAAUGACACUAUUUUGUCACUUAAUUAACCAAUCAGAGAAAACAGUUUUGUAUGACAAUCAGAAAAUAAUGGACUUGUAAAAUCUUGCGUCACUGACGCCCCGACGUUUUCUAAUUAUGGCUUCGCAAAACAGCAUUUGUAUCAACAUAUUUGGCCUGAAAUCUGUUCACAGAAGCCAACUUCUAUAUAAAAUAGCAAUAAACAAAUUCGUCGUGUGUUAGUAAAUAAGUUACAUUUCAACACAAAUAAGAUAUAUUUCAUAUUUUCACACCUGUAACACGCACGUGAAAAAUAUUGAAAUAUUUACAUGCUCGUGAAAAUUUACUUAUUCAUUAGGAAAACAAGUGUCCUGUUGAUCUUUAUUCAAUUCAUGUUGUUAUCUUUCCUUUUCAUUGUGGAUUAAAAUUGGU